GUUUCUUCCUACGGCUAUAUAUUCGGUGCAAUGCCAUAUUCUUUCCGGUGCUGCUUUCGGUUGCUAAGGAGACGCGGUGGGCAGUUGAGGUGAACAUAAUGAUGAUCGUUUCUCAGUGAGAUUGGAAGGGUCUGUCUGGCCGGUUGCGGUGCGGAGGGGACGCCACAUACCUCGCCAGGAGUCUGACGGCCUGGCAAACACACCCCCUUCCUCCGCGAGCCGCCAUGGUGACUCUCAUCACAGAGCAACUCCGCAAACAGAAUCUGGAGGAUCCCCCUUACCACAGGGCUUUCUCUCUCAACGUGUCAUUGCCUGAAGUGGGUUCCAGCCCCACUGUGUGUUGGCGCGGGUGUGGGUUGAAUCCAGAGAGCAGUUGGUCUAUGUUCCCAUCCUCCAAGACCCACUUGCAGGAUGCCUCUGUCCUGUCCUCCCUGGACCCACUGGGAACACCUUUCCCUCUCCCCAGCACCUCUGUGACAGACCUGUCCCUGCAGAGCUCUCCUCCGCCGCCUCCUCCUCCCAAACGCCACUGUCGCUCCCUGUCUGUCCCUGAGGACCUGUCCCACUGCCGCAGCCCCUGGCGCCCCAGCGCCUCCAAGAUCUGGACCCCAGUCAAGCGCCGCUGCCACAGUGGAGGGGGUGUGGCCUGCAUGGGCGUUGGCUCCUUGGUUGGUUCCAUACCCCUCCGAGGCCCCAGCUCCUCCCUCACCUCCUCCCUACACUCCUCCUCCAGCCCCACUUUCUUCAGCCUGGCCAUGUCCCCUGACUCCCCUCUCCCCUGGGGCUGUCCCUGGGACCAUAAUGAUCUGCCCAGGGGAGGCUGCACUGGCUUCUUCACCGCCCCCUCCUCCUGCUCCUCCUCCCCCGCCUCGCUGGGUUCCUGUCGGCCCUUGCUGCAACGCCGCUUCUCUCUGUCCCCUGUGCACGUCCUGCCUCCCCAGCCCUCCCCCUCUCCUGCUCCCGGGCUUGUCCCACACUACCCUUCGAUGGAGCCCCCGGCCCCCUCUCCCUCCUCAGCCUGCAGUUCCCCGUCAUCCCCGAGGCGCGACCUACCCCCCUGUCUCCCACGCUGCCACUCUCAGCCCUGUGACCUGCGUAAGCCCGGCCUAAAGAGACGCCAUGAUGCGGACACCCUGCCCUACUACGUCAGGCCUGGCCUGGACUUCAGCAAGAUGACUCCGGUGAGCUUGAUUCGUAGUGGGGAGCCCCUGGUGUGUGGAGCGGCUGUCUACAUGGGGCUAGAGCCUGUUCCAGGGGACUUCAGAGGAGCCUUCUCUCCUGCAGACCUGGGAAGAACCAGCAUUGGACCGUUGAGUGAAAGUGAGGAAGAGAACAUAAAUAUGGGUGCGCAAGAGGCCGGGCAGCAGAGUGUGUUUGAGAGAGACUGCACAGAACUGGACUUGAACCUCAUUGAGGAGAAUUGAAAGUUUCUUGGUGCUCCGUGUGUGAUUGACAGCAUUCAUCGGCGUAUUCGCAUUACACCCCCCACCCCGGCCGAGCCCACGGGAACCUGCUGCCUUCAAAGGGGCCACAUUAGGUGCCCUUCAUAUCACUGGCUGACUAUAGAUUAAUAAGGCUCAAUUUUACCAUUAGUGUAAUGCAAGAGCAACUUUGACAAGCUCACGAUAUUCAGCAUUUCAGGACAAUGAUGUUCUGCCUGUCCAUACUCUGUGGGUAAAUGUGUCUACCCAGAAACACAAUGGAGAUGGCUAAGACGUGAUGAUUUCUGAAGGUCAUACUGUAAUAGCCACUUUCUAAUAAUCUGGGUAGUAACGCGCUACCACUACUAUAAUUAUAAAAAUGAUGCCGUUUGCUUGCGAUGGACACUCCUGUCGGCAGGAUACAUUCCUGAACGUAUGGCCAGUUGAGUUGCCAAAGGCCCCCUGAAAAGCCUUCACACAUCGGCUUUCAUGGGUGUAGGCCGAACGCUCUGAUGUGUUUGAUUUGGCCCAGUGGAAUACCCACACCUGUAAAGGGAAUCUAGGAGGGACUCAUGUGCUUUCCUCAUAGCUGGCAAAUUUAUAUUUUGCUGCUUCUGUUUCCCUUACUACUUAGACAAUGCAUUAAUUUGUUUUCCACAAUUGGCUGAAUUAAAUAUUGUACAUUAAUCAUGUACAAAGCAGGUGUUUCUGCUUGAAUGGUUUUUGUUCAUAACAUCCAGAUGUUUUCUUCUUAGUCUCCCAUAGAAAUGGAACCUUUAGUCUGUCCAUUUUGAUUCAGUUCCCCACUAAUGAACAGAUUACACUUGCACUGUAAUAGGAUUUCAAUAAUUGACUUGACGCUGCAGUUGGAUCCUUUAGGGCACAAUGUAAUGUACUGUACAGUGGUCACCUGUGGAAACCAUUUUGUAUGAGUGGAUGACUGUUUAGACGGGUAGCUCAAUUCUGAAUUUCAUUUAAUUUAAAAAAAUAUAUAUAUUCAAAUGAGUUUUUUUGACCAAUCAGAUUUUUUUUCACAGCAAUCUUUUUCAGAGCUGAUUUGAUUGGUCAAAAUACCAAUUGGUGAAAAAAAAAUAUCAAUUUGGCUGCCUGUCCAAACGCAGCAUUAGUGUGUGAGAAGGAACCAGUAGAUGCAGAGGAUUGGUGGCCUUUCGAGAGAUUAUUUUUAUUGUAUGUUUUCAGAUGGAAAUGUCUAUUUACACUUUGUGUACAAAUAAAGUUUAUUAGAGAAUAAUUUUGCAAAAAAA
Molecule: messenger RNA, 2686 nt
Organism: Oncorhynchus keta (chum salmon)
Lineage: Eukaryota; Metazoa; Chordata; Actinopteri; Salmoniformes; Salmonidae
Product: protein FAM53C-like
Exons: 5
Coding region: 225-1424 (399 amino acids)
Biological process (GO): protein import into nucleus
Cellular component (GO): nucleus
Source: RefSeq, a predicted model, not a curated record